AUGUAUAACCCAUUUGGAUCGGCCGUCGUGUUCCACAAAACAACAAAACAAAACAAAAACAAACGAUUCAAUAAAAAAAGGUUUUGGUUAUUAAUAAACGAAAAUGUGAGAUCUUUUCUUCCAAUUUGCAAUAAUGAAAGGUUACUUGCAAGAGGAGAUAAGAAAAGAUCAUUGGGUUUCGAUUUAUGCCCGCAACGGAACAUGAACAGCAUUGUAUCUCGCUGCUCUGAUCUCUCAUAGGACCCAGGACUUUAG
Molecule: messenger RNA, 255 nt
Organism: Capsella rubella
Lineage: Eukaryota; Viridiplantae; Streptophyta; Magnoliopsida; Brassicales; Brassicaceae
Source: RefSeq, a predicted model, not a curated record